AACUCCUCGUGGCCGUAUUAAUAAGUCCAAGUCUCAAAGGCUCAUAAAUCCUUAUCUAACAAGUCGCAAAUUUUACAGAAAGAAAAGAAAAUGGCGGCAAAUGGUACCUUGAUCGGCGAACAGGGUUAUGAUCGAGCCGAAGAAGUGAAGCAAUUCGACGACUCCAAGCUCGGAGUCAAAGGCCUCGUCGACUCGGGUCUCUCCUCCAUUCCCCGAAUCUUCAUCCACCCACCCGAAACCUUACAGCAAUUGCAGCCCACGACCCGACCCGACGCCCAAUCAAUCCCCACCAUAGACCUCUCCGACCUCCACCACUCCGAUCGCCGCUCCGCCAUCGUUGACCAAGUCGGCGGCGCGUGCCGCAACUUCGGUUUCUUCCAGAUCACCAACCACGGCAUACCGACGGUGGUUCUGGACCGUACGAUCGCCGCCGUCAAGGCCUUCCACGAGCAGCCGACGGAGGUCAAGGCUCGGUUCUACCGUAGAGAGAUGGGCCAGGGCGUGUCGUAUCUCUCCAACGUUGACCUGUACACCUCCAAAGCCGCCAGCUGGCGCGACACCCUUCAGGUGAGGCUCGGCCCUGUUCCGGCGGCCGACGACGAAGUUCCGGAGAUAUGUAGGGAUGAAAUUGUGGCGUGGAACAAGGAGAUCCAACGGCUGGGAGAGGAGCUGCUGGGGCUGGUGAGUGAAGGACUGGGAUUGCGCGCGGAGAAGCUGAAGGAGAUGACGUGUCUGGAAGGGAGGGUGAUGGCGGCCCACUACUACCCGCCGUGCCCGCAGCCUGAUCUAACGGUUGGGCUUACGUCACACAGUGACCCUGGAGUGUUGACCUUAGUGCUUCAAGAUCAGAUUGGUGGGUUGCAGGUUAAGCACGAUGAGGGUUGGGUGGAUGUGAAACCAGUCCCCGGUGCUCUUGUGAUCAACGUUGGUGAUUUACUCCAGAUUAUUUCAAACGAGGAAUACAAAAGCGUGGAUCACCGGGUAUUGGCAAAUCCAAGCCAUGAGCCGCGUGUCUCGAUCGCCGUGUUUUUUAACCCGAGCAAUAGAGAGGGCGUGUUUGGUCCGUUGCCGGAGCUGGUCUCGCCGGAGAAGCCAGCUCUCUACAAAGAGUUCAAGUUUUCGGAAUUCAUGACGAGGUUCUUCACGAAAGGAUUGGAUGGCAAAACUUUGGUGAAUUACUAUAAGCUGCAGUGAAGUAAAGACCUGGUCCAGACUCCAGACCUUGUGAAAGAUACUAUUCUAAAUUUCAGUUCCCAUGUACUUGAUUUGAGUUUCAUGCAAGAGGGCAACUGUAUUUAAGUGUUGUAUCUAAUUAAUCAAGUUUAUGCUACUAA
Molecule: messenger RNA, 1334 nt
Organism: Rosa chinensis
Lineage: Eukaryota; Viridiplantae; Streptophyta; Magnoliopsida; Rosales; Rosaceae
Product: 1-aminocyclopropane-1-carboxylate oxidase homolog 4
Exons: 2
Coding region: 91-1194 (367 amino acids)
Source: RefSeq, a predicted model, not a curated record